GUUUUUGUUGAGUAGGUCAACACAAUGAAACUUUUUGACUCAAACGGAACCACCACCACCGCCAAAUAACAAAAUGGGUGCCUACAAGUACUUGGAAGAGCUUUCUAAGAAGAAGCAAUCUGAUGUGAACUUGUUCUUGUCUCGAGUUCGUGCUUGGGAAUAUCGUCAGAUGAAUGUUAUUCAUCGCGCUAGCCGCCCUUCUCGUCCUGACAAGGCUCGUCGUUUGGGUUACAAGGCCAAGCAAGGUUACGUCGUCUACCGCAUCCGUGUUCGUCGUGGUGGUCGUAAGCGUCCUGUUCCUAAGGGUCAAGUCUACGGUAAGCCCGUCCAUGAAGGUGUUAACCACCUCAAGUACCAACGCUCUCUCCGUUCCACUGCUGAAGAGCGUGUCGGCCGUCGUUGUGCUAACUUGCGUGUUCUUAACUCCUACUGGGUUAACCAAGACGCUACCUAUAAGUUCUACGAAGUUAUCUGCGUCGAUCCCUCUCACAAGGCUGUUCGCCGCGAUCCUCGUAUUAACUGGAUCUGCAACGCUGUUCACAAGCACCGUGAGGCUCGUGGUCUUACCUCUAUUGGUAAGAAGUCUCGUGGUAUUGCCAAGGGACACCGUUUCAACAACACUCCCAAGCAUGCCACCUGGCUCCGUCACAACACCUUGUCUCUUCGCAGAUACCGUUAGAGGAGUAUUGGGUAUAUUUUGUAAUAUUCAAAAACUUUUGUUCAUUUCAGUCCCUUAAAAACACAUGACAUGCGUGAAGAAACGAAGUAGCAGUUGUUAGUAGAUGCAAAAAAUACAAGUAAAACCGUUUUUCCCUGUGA
Messenger RNA from Schizosaccharomyces cryophilus OY26, 819 nucleotides. RefSeq names its product 60S ribosomal protein L15. Gene Ontology annotation, molecular function: RNA binding; structural constituent of ribosome. Lineage: Eukaryota; Fungi; Ascomycota; Schizosaccharomycetes; Schizosaccharomycetales; Schizosaccharomycetaceae. The transcript has a single exon. Gene Ontology annotation, biological process: cytoplasmic translation. Bases 74 to 679 code for a protein of 201 amino acids. The record is from RefSeq and is a predicted model, not a curated record. Gene Ontology annotation, cellular component: ribosome; cytosolic large ribosomal subunit.